UCAAUAUCGAAAUUGAUAUUAUUAUUUUCCUUAAUAAGAAAGGAUUGCCCAAUAUUCUCUGGGCAAAACAUGACCACGCAAACACAGCUGGACCAUCUUUGUCGGCUGUGUUUGAAGAAAGCCGAUUCGUUAGAGGACAUUUUCGAAAACAAUGACAGCAGCUCCCUGGUUCUGCGGAUUAUGGCCUGCGUCUCGCUGGAGGUGCACAAAACUGAUAACUUGCCAAAGAGGAUAUGUUCACCGUGCCGCUAUCAGCUAGAGAAGACGUACAUUUUUCGCAGCAAAUGCCGGGAUAAUGACACCAAAUUGAGGCGCCAUGUAAAGCUGCUGGCAGCCGGUAAAGUUAGUAUGAUGCUGGAGGAGCUGGAUGAUGACGAUGAAGAUGAGUUUGAAUCGAGUUUACAGUUUAUAAAAGCCAUCGAUGAGAUGAAAGAAGGCGAAAGUUUGAAGGAAUUGGAAAGGAAAAUUUUAGCGCAUGAAACCAAGCUGCGUGCUGAUUGGGAGCUGGAAGAAUGGUCAAUCCGGGAGGAAGCUGAACGAGAAGCUCUGCGGCAACGACGCGACAAUAUGGUAGAUGUUGGUAUUGAAACUUGCCAUUUGAGUGAAAUCCAUCAGGAUGGAGAAUAUGAAGAGGAACCCUUGCAUACAGAGCCAGCAAUGCCGGAACAGGUAGCUAAACCAUGUGUUUCAUUUUCUAAAGAUCUAGAAAUCAGUUCUGUACACAGCAUGGACCAUAAAGUUGAGGAUACAGAAAUCGAAUAUGAGUCGAUUGAAGAAGAGCCUACGCAAGACGACGACAAUUUGUCUGAAAUUGCAAGUGUUGAUGUGAAGCGGCAGCUCCGAGCUAAGAUUCACGCCAGAUUUGCUAAAGAAGACGAGGAAAUGAUCAGUUACUUAGAGGAUAGUACACUGAUGGAGGUAGACGGUUUAGAGGACGGGGAGGAAAAUGCUAGUUCCAUUACUGUGCUCAACGAAGAGUUACAACCAAGUUGUUCUGAAAGCGACAGCAUGGCUAAUCAAGAAAACCACGAAGAUUCGGAACGUUUCGUUAUCACGGCGGUAUCAGAUUCGGAUACCUACAUUCUCGAAAAUGAACUAUCUCAGGAAGAGCACAAUCUGUACGACACGGGCGAUGAUUCGGAUGAAGACUUGGAAGCAGUUACAAAUGCAGUAAAAGCCGAGUUGGCAGAACAACCGGGGUUCAACAUAGGUGAAAAUUGCAUUAUGAAAGUGGAGAAGGAUCGUGAUUUGACGAAGGUUGAAGUGCGAGCAAAUGACGGAUCGAUCAUCUGUAUGGAGUUCAGUACGGAACCCAAGAAAAAAGUGUCGUCAUCAUUGAGAACUCUGCAAGCUAGAAUGAAGGGGGAAUUUAAAUGUCCUCACUGCUCCACGAAAUUUAAAUCCCCCAAAAUUCUGCAUGGACAUAUUAAAGCAUCUCAUCCGGAGAACUCAAAGGGGCAUGUUUGCGAUGUAUGUGCAAAGUGGUGUCCAACCAAAAGCUCCUUGGAGAGGCAUUACAGAACGCAUACGGGAGAGAGACCUUUCAUUUGCGGAGAAUGUGGAAGAAGUUUCAUUCAAAAGGAGAUCCUCAAGCGACACAUGCUGGUUCACACUGAUGAAAAACCUUAUUUUUGCGAAUCAUGUUCGAGGCGGUUCAACCAGAAGGAUCAACUGCGACACCACGUGAAUAUGGCCCACACGCCGAAUCCGAUCAUCACGAUUCACAAGUGCAACCUGUGCGACAAAGAGUUCAAGUACGCAUCCGGUCUGAGUCGGCAUCUGGCGUCGCACUACGGUCGGACGUUCCCGUGCGAAUGUGGCAAAGUGUUCAGCGAUAAAAGUGCACUGAAGCGACACGAGUGGGGAAUCCACGGGAAGGGCAAGAAACAGAAGGACCCGGCGGCGACGGCCGUGUAAGGUUUGUUCGAUACGGUGUCGAUUUUUAA
Messenger RNA from Ochlerotatus camptorhynchus, 1946 nucleotides. RefSeq names its product zinc finger protein 813-like. Gene Ontology annotation, cellular component: nucleus. The transcript has 4 exons. Gene Ontology annotation, molecular function: RNA polymerase II cis-regulatory region sequence-specific DNA binding; zinc ion binding; DNA-binding transcription factor activity. Gene Ontology annotation, biological process: regulation of transcription by RNA polymerase II. NCBI's taxonomy places the organism in Eukaryota, Metazoa, Arthropoda, Insecta, Diptera, Culicidae. The coding region runs from base 70 to 1917 and encodes 615 amino acids. The record is from RefSeq and is a predicted model, not a curated record.